Larimichthys crocea (large yellow croaker) is the source of this 2504-nucleotide messenger RNA. RefSeq names its product NME/NM23 nucleoside diphosphate kinase 4 (gene nme4). Lineage: Eukaryota; Metazoa; Chordata; Actinopteri; Sciaenidae. The transcript is spliced from 5 exons. Gene Ontology annotation, molecular function: nucleoside diphosphate kinase activity. Gene Ontology annotation, biological process: CTP biosynthetic process; GTP biosynthetic process; UTP biosynthetic process. Bases 572 to 916 code for a protein of 114 amino acids. The record is from RefSeq and is a predicted model, not a curated record.
UGUUUGGCUAAAACAAAUUCGCUUGCCAAAUGCAUGGGGUCAUGAACUGGAACUAGGUUAGAGGCACAGAAGAUAGUGAUGAUGGUGUAGGUAACAGACACAGUGACGCGUGGUGUGCGUAAUUGGGCCAAAACGUGUGCGUAUUGUGCGUAAUGAGCGAGGCACUGUUCGACACCAGGACCUUUUUACCCAGAACCUAACUCAUAUCCAGCCCGUACGUCGUUGUACUUUACUAGCACAGAGAGUCCUAAAAUUAAAUGCCAGUAGAUUGAGUUCUUCUCCUGAUGGGUCACGUGUGUGUGUAAUUGAACGCAUGCAGUCACUCAUUAGGUCCUAAGUGGUGUUUUAGCUCUUCGCCAUCGAAAUACAUACAACAGAGAGUAGUUCAUCUGUAUUUGAUUUGCAAACCUGUGUGUGUUUGCGGUGGUUGUUGUUUUCCCUGCAUAUAGGUCUCCCAAGUGUAAGGGAACGGACUCUUAUAGCUAUAAAGCCAGAUGGAGUUCAACGUCGUCUUGUUGGACAGAUCAUUCAGAGAUUUGAGCAGCGGGGCUUCAAGCUGGUUGGCCUGAAAAUGUUGCAGGUGUCUGAGGAUCUCCUGUCUCAGCACUACAGUCAACUGAGGACUAAGCCUUUUUAUCCCAGCCUUGUGCAUUACAUGACUUCAGGACCUGUGGUUGUCAUGGUGUGGGAGGGUCACAAAGUAGUCCAGGCGACACGUACCAUGGUGGGUCAUACUAACCCAGCUGAAGCCCAGGCAGGCACAGUCAGAGGAGAUUUCAGCUUUCAUGUCAGCAGAAACGUGGUUCAUGCCAGUGAUUCAGUGGAUGGGGCACAGAGGGAGAUCCAGCUGUGGUUUCAGGGAAAGGACCUUCUGAACUGGGACUGCUGUGACCAGACCAUCACCUGCGAGCUGUGAAGACACAGAGUUGAACGCAGUGAGAAUCAGUCAUAGUACCUCUUCUCCUGUUGCUCAGAGAUCUGGUUUGUGACAGUGUGACCACUGUGACUGAAAAAGAUGAGUUAUAUUCAGUGUUCCUACUUAAUAAUUUACCUCAGUAAGUGCACUUACAAUCACAAAGAGUUUUUUAAUACUUCAGGCUACUGUAGCAACUACACACAUAGAUUUUUAGCUGUUCCUUAAUUGAACUACCAUAGUAGGAGUUUGUCUUUGGUGUCAUUAUAAGAUGUGUGUAGUAAUCAGUAUUCAUUCUGGCAUUGCAGCUGAUAGAUACAGUAUUUUAACAGUUAUUGUGAAACAAUGGACUGCACUCUGGAACCAUUGUGGAUUAAAUUAAUUAGACUUGAAUGAUAGAUGCAGACAUUGUCAGUGGCUCAGUAUUUGAUUUCUAGCUGAAAUAUUAUUUUAUAUUUUGGCAGAAAGCAAGUACAACAUGAGUGUAUCCCACAAUCACCCAAUAUGCCAAAUCUUUCUGACUUAUGGAUAAAACUUGAUGUGCCUGUGUAUUUUAGACACCCUGUCUUUUAUCCCCAAAUCAUAGUGAACUGUAAUCUAAAAAACUAGCAGUCCCGAUAGUCUACACAGCUAUUAAGCUAUAACUUACUUUAUGACAAAACCAAAUUACAUUUUACCAAACAAUUAAGACAAAGUGGGAUCUAAUUUAUAUAACAUAUUCCCACAUGGCCUCACUGUGAAGGAAUAAUAAGUAAAAUACUGUGUGUGUGAAUAUAUAUAUAUAUAUAUUCAAAUGUAACAAAUGCCUUUUUUUUAUGAAUUCUUUACUUGAACAAUGUCCUCAAAUACUUUAAGUAAUGAUUCUACUUGACUGAAAUUUUAAUUGAGUUCAAUUUGUAUACUGAGAUUGUUUAUUAAUUGUCUUAUCUUUGUUUAAAACCACUGUGAGGCUGAAGAAAUUAAAUAUGAGAGUGAACUAUUUCAAGGCAUGGACAAAACUGUCUGAAAUGGGAAUAGUUGUUUGUAGUUGAGCCUAAAUUAAUGAUCACUUGUUGAGCAUUUGAUCUCUGCUAAAUGUAAUUUGUAAAAUGUGUUGGUGCUGUCAGUGUGAAAAUGUACCGAAGUCUUGUACUUCAAAGCUCUGUAUGAUGAUGAUUUACCUCCUUGCUUCUUUAAUUCUUCAUACAGUUCAAAAGUCUUAUCUUACACUCAAUUAUUAAAUGUAAUGUAAAACCUUCACAGGAUUUUUUAAAAUUGUUUGUCUUGAUCUAUAAUAAGUAAACUCAUGAUACAAUAAUAUGAUACAAAAAUAACACAUAAUGUUUUAUUCGAGCCAGUAUAUUGACAGCAAUGUAUCUCUUAUGUUUCUGUAUUGUACAUUACGUCAUGAUAUGCUGUACAAUCACAAUGAAGAACACUGAAUCAGAAAGCAUUUCAGUCUCCAUAGAACAUCAUAGAAGGAGUCAGGACUGAAAUUGUAUAUUUAGAACACCAGUUUGUGUGUAUUUGGUCUAAAACAACUGACUGUAGCAAUCAACAUUGUUUUAAUACAGCCUGAUGUGCAAGCAAUAAAAACUCGAAAUCAGUCAAA